Molecule: messenger RNA, 1750 nt
Organism: Xenia sp. Carnegie-2017
Lineage: Eukaryota; Metazoa; Cnidaria; Anthozoa; Malacalcyonacea; Xeniidae
Product: dimethylaniline monooxygenase [N-oxide-forming] 2-like
Exons: 5
Coding region: 31-1611 (526 amino acids)
Molecular function (GO): N,N-dimethylaniline monooxygenase activity; NADP binding; flavin adenine dinucleotide binding
Source: RefSeq, a predicted model, not a curated record
AACGGUCUCACAACGUCGUUUUGAUUUAAAAUGAAAGUAGCAAUUAUCGGAGCAGGGCCUUGUGGUUUGACAUCCAUCAAAGCAUGCCUUGAUGAAGGACUUGAUCCUGUAUGCUUUGAAAAAGGAUCUGAUAUAGGUGGACUAUGGCGAUACGCAGCCUCUGAAGAAGAUCAUGCCAGUGUUUAUAAUUCUUGUGUAAUGGUCACAAGUAAAGAAAUGUCAUCUUUCAGCGACUUCCCAAUUCCAAAGGACUAUCCACUCUUUCUCCCCCACUCUCUGGCAAGGCGCUACCUUGAAAUGUAUGCAGAAAACUUCGAACUACGCAAACACGUGGUGUUCAAUAGCAAAAUUGUGGGGAUCAGCCGCCAUCAAGAUUCAAAAGAAGACCGAUGGCACGUUACAAUUGAAAAAAGGACCGAAAAAAAUGUCGAAAGACAAACGCUCGAGUUUGACGCAGUGCUCGUGUGCUCCGGCCAUCAUUGGAAUCCAAAUGUUCCUAAAUUACCUGGCGAUGAAAAAUUUAAAGGUGAAAUCAUCCACAGUCAGUUAUUCAAAGAAGCAAGAAGCUAUGAGGGAAAAAGUGUUCUAGUUGUUGGUAUUGGAGACUCUGCUGCAGCUAUAGCAACCGAGUUAAGUCAUGUAGCUGAAAAAGUAUAUCUGAGUACAAGACGAGGCUCUUGGAUAACCUCACGGCUACAAGCAUAUGGAAUGCCAAGCGAUCAGUUUCUACAGCGGCGUUUCUUUUUUGAUUUACCUCGUCCACUCCUUGACUGGAUUUGCACCAAAAUCGCCAACACUUACUUUGAUCACGAGGACUUUGGAUUGCUGCCUAGCAACAGCUAUCUUCAGCAACCUCCCAUAGUCAACGAUUCCCUGCCGUACAAGAUACUCAGCGGGGCUGUCAUUAUAAAACCCGACAUUUUCGAAAUUGACGAGAAAGAUAUUACAUUUGUGGAUGGCACAGUUGCUACGGAUAUUGACGUCAUCAUCUUAGCAACGGGUUACAAGUACACGUUUCCAUUUUUGGAUGAAACCAUGGUAGAUUUUGAGUUUAAUGCUCCUCGCCUCUACAAGCACAUGUUUCGAGUGGAGGAAAAUCCGAGUAUUGCGUUUAUUGGAUGUCUACAACCAGUUGGAUGUAUGUUCCCUGUUGCAGAAAUGCAAGCAAGACUUGCUACUCGUGUAUUCAAAGGUCUUGUAAAGUUACCCAACCAAACAGAAAUGGAGAAAGAUAUAGCUGAAAGUUUCGAAAGGAGAGCGCACGAAUCGUAUCAUGCUGAAAAACACGUCACAAUGGUCUACUACAUACCAUACUGUAACAGUUUGGCAAACAUGAUAGGAUGUAAACCUCGUUGGUUAAGAACACUCAUCACCGAUCCCAUGUUGGCUAUUCGCUGCUACUUUGGGCCGUGUUCGCCUCCACAAUAUCGCUUGAAUGGAGAAGGAGCAUGGGAAGGAGCAAGAAAAGCAAUCAUGGAAAUUGAAGAAAGAAAUGUCGCUCCAACGAAAAAGAAAGUGAACAAAGAAAAGAGACAGCGAUUAUUUUCUUUAAUUCCAAUCUUUGCCAUGUUAUGCUUUUUUAGUUAUCUGAUGUUCCAAAUGCAAGCAUAAGCAUGCAUGCUUUUAUUCAAUUAUUUGCUUUCGUCCGUUCUAUGGUUUUUAUUCAUUCUUUUAUGUAUAUUAACAGACUUUAAUCUUUCACCCAUAUAUAAAUAUAAUUAAAAAUCAAUUUCAUUUCAUGUGAAACUUA